UACAUUUGCAUGCAUGAAGUCUUUCCUCUCUUCUAUAUAAGCAGAGGCUAACUUAUCAAUCAUAUCAUCCCACAAUUAAAUAUCUUUCUUCUCUUCUAUUUAGUUUCUUCCUUCCUUUUGCAGUUUUGCUCCUCCUAGUUUCUGGCUUUCAGUGUUUUGAAAUGGCUAACCUGUUUCUCCUGCUGAAUCUGAUAGCCGUAGUAAGUUUUUGCUGUGUUAAUGUGUUAGCUUUUGAGCCAAGUCCAAUGCAAGAUUUCUGUGUGGCCGAUCCUGCUAGCCUAGCCAGGGUAAAUGGCUUAGCUUGCAAAGAUCCCAAGUCAGUUCAAGCGGAGGAUUUUUUCUUCAGUGGUUUGCAUUUGGCUGGCAACACAACAAAUGCUGUUGGCUCUAAAGUCACUCCUGUCAAUGUAGCUCAAGUACCAGGACUGAACACUCUUGGUAUUUCAUUGGUUCGCGUCGACUACGUACCAUGGGGAAUCAACCCUCCUCACACUCACCCUAGAGCUACUGAGAUACUCACUGUCCUUGAAGGUUCUCUUCAAGUUGGUUUUGUUACCUCAAACCCCGAAAAUCGCCUUAUUACUAAGGUACUUAAAAAAGGCGAUGUGUUUGUAUUUCCUAUUGGACUUGUUCACUACCAACGCAACGUUGGAAAUGGAAAUGCUGUUGCAAUUGCAGCAUUGAGUAGCCAGAAUCCUGGUGUUAUAACCAUUGCUAAUGCAGUUUUCGGAUCGGAUCCAGCUAUUGCAACAGAUGUUCUUGCCAAGGCUUUUCAAGUGGAUGAAAGCAUAGCUGCUCUGAUGCAAUCAAAAUUUUAAACAGCAAGUUUAUUUAUGAAAAGACUUAUGGAAGCUUGGAAUCUUUGUUAUUAA
This is a messenger RNA of Nicotiana attenuata, 872 nucleotides long. Its product is annotated as putative germin-like protein 2-3. The coding region runs from base 162 to 818 and encodes 218 amino acids. Lineage: Eukaryota; Viridiplantae; Streptophyta; Magnoliopsida; Solanales; Solanaceae. Gene Ontology annotation, cellular component: cell wall. The transcript is spliced from 2 exons. Gene Ontology annotation, molecular function: manganese ion binding. The record is from RefSeq and is a predicted model, not a curated record.